UGGUGCGAUGUGGUUAUAAAUUUUUUGUGCAGUUUAUAAAUUUUAUGGAUAAUGGAUGCUUCGGCAUCCAAAACAAAUUCUAAAAAUAUAUUUGGAUUUUAUGCGUUAGCUUCCGUUCCCUAUUCAAAUAAACAUAAAAAUUGUGUAACGAAAUAUACACGACUACCCGACUUUGAUUUUGAUAAUAAAGUGUUAUGGUCCCAAAAAAUCUUUUUGGGACGGUCACGUCAUAUUGUAAGUGUUGAUGACCCCUUACAUGGAACAACAAGGUCGUUAAAAUCAAAUGUGGCCAUUCCACAUAAAAAAAUGACAUCAAGCAUAAACAGAAAAGUUAUUAAUAUAGAAGACAGCAAUAUUGAUUUACAUUCCAAGACAUAUUCUGGGGAGCUAAAAUCAAGUGCCAAAAGUAAUAUUCUCAAUAACAAAAAUAGUAUCAGCUCAUCAAAACUCAAUUGUAAAAACAAAUACUCAAAGUUUGAUAGUCAAAUUAAUGUUUUAAAAAGAAGAAAUGCAAAAGAAGAUAAUGUACAGAUCAUUCAAAGUGUAAACAUUUCACCCAAGAUGACCAUAGGCAAAUCACCACUCUCAGAAAGUAAACCUGUUAAAGAAAUCAUAUAUGAUGUAAAAAACAAAUUAAAUAAUGUCUUGAAAAAGAACAAUUCUCAUAUAAAAUCUGGAUCUGAUAACCAACAAUCAAAAAAAUGUGCACAAAAAUCGAACAAAGUCAAUCCGACACUGUCGAAGAAUGUUAAAGAGAAGUAUAAGCCUAACUCGAUUCGUUCACAUGUUCCCAAAGAAACCAAUGUGGAAAAACAUGAAAAUAAUAUAACUACGAAUCGGACUGAUACUGUUGACGAAAAUAAAUCAAACCUAGUUAACCGCAGCACAAAAAUAGAAAAAGAUAUUAUUUAUAAAGACAUGAACGUCGGAACCGAACCACUUUGCGAUACUGUGGACCAUGAGACUGAAAUGAGUGAUGAGUUUUUAACGUGUAAUAAUUAUCGAAAUAUUCUUAGUUACGAUAGAUCUAACGAAAUAUUUGAUAGUCUUGAUAUACCAAAUGUAAGCUUAAGGAAGGAGAAAGAUGAUUUACCCAAAGAGGAAAUAGUCAAUUUUUUUAGUAAAUCAUUGCCUAAUAUUAGAGUUCCCGCUUUAAAUAUGAUAUCAAUGAAGAAAACGCAGAACGAACAGAUCAAGGAAUCCCUCAUCUGCAACAACAACUCAUACAUCAUAAGCAGGGCGACCGUCACAUACACGAGCAAGCAGAAGAUAGACUUUCAAGUGGUCGAAAACCACGACAACAAAGCCCAGAAUAAUCUACGUUCUAGUCCUUUGAAUUAUCCUAUUAGCGUGGUAUCUGUAUACAAAAAGGAAUUGUCCAAGAGGGAAUGCGACAACUGCACCGAGUAUAGUAACAAUAGUAAUAAUUCCGAGCGAGAAAAAGACGCGGCGCUUAAUUGCCCGUAUAACUUUGACAGCGACGAAUUAAAGAAGCCAUCUGAUAUAAUUAGCACAAUAAAAGUUGAGAACAGUUUAUUACAAAACAGUUCCGCGUGCGAGCAAUUUCAGCGUGAACUAAAUUUCAUCGACUCGUUUUUUGAGUCGCUCCAAUAUUUGGAGACGUGCUCGCUCUCAGACAAAAGUUUCACGGAAAACAAUGUUGAGAAUUGGAUAAACAGUAGCUACAAGUUCGACUGCGGCUCUUUCCUGUCCAAAUUAGAGAACGAUGUUUGCGCCGACGAAAAUGAAACGAUGGCGUCCAAGAGUCUUUGCAGGCUCAAUUUGCUCAUUAGACAUGAACAAAGGCGAGCCAAAAAUCUCUUGUUCGUUCUGAAAAUGAGAGAAGACGCACUGAAAGACUUUACAAAAUCUCAAAUAUUAUGGUUGGAGAAUAAGAAGAAGCAGGAAAACACAGAUAUAUCUACGCUUAAGAAGAAACAACGAGGUGCCUUACUUAAGUGGCAGCAUGAGUGUGGAGAAAUGCAAAGGAUACGCAAAGCUCUCCUGACGCGAUCUGAGAAACGAAAAAUAGUACUCAUGAAGACUAAGAAGAAUCUAGAAUGGAAGUUGGAGAACAAUUUGGACGUGGAGAAAAUUAUUUUAGGGAAGAAAAAAGUGAACCGGGUAAGGAGCAUCGCCCCUGUGAAAUGUUUCGACCUAUCGAGCAGCGGCUGCGAUGAUAGCACUACGUCUAGACCUAAAUCUCUCACUCCCGUUGUUUUUGAACAGCAGAAAACGGGAGUAGAGAAGUGCAUACAAACCGGCGACAGUAUAUUGGAAACGAUCAGUAGGGAUAAGUCGCUAGAUAUCGCUAAUGAACAUUUCAUAGUUGUGGAUGGUGGUUUUCUGAACAUUAUAUUCAAGGAUCUCUCCUUACCUCAAAUAUUUAGCGACGGGAAACAAUAUGAGGUGAACGAGGAGGCGAUUAAGAAUAUUCUAAAUUCGUCGCAUUCGCAGAGUCCUAUCGAUACCGGCAAUGCUGUCGAAAAACUCAUGGACCAGAUAAAAAACCAUGAAGCGGAUAACUCGAGUACACCAUCCACUGCCCGUAGUUUAGUGGAAGAGUUCGAUCAGUACUACAAAGGAUUGUUGGAUGAAGAAAAUGAAAGCAAAGACAAAUUAGAUAAACUCGAUACGAGUGUCACAAAACUUUCAGAAGUUAAAUUUGUUCCUACUUUAGCGGAUGAAAGUCAUGAUAAAUGUGAUCAAGUUGUCGAUGAUUGUAUGCCCGAGUUGCCUUCGUUAGAGCCGUUGUCGCCUAAGGACAUAUUGAGGGUAGAUUUUGAGCCCAAAGCAGGAAUCAGUGUGGCGGGACCUUUACCCGUGCCGGCCGGAGCUGCGGCAGUCAACGAACCAACUACACUACCCGCAUGGACCAAAAGUACCUUGACUUAUGCUGAUUCGUUGAGUCCAAAUGUGACGUCCAUAGAGGUUCCGGCAAUUGCUACCAGCGAGGCUGAAGAACUACGUAGACAAGAGUUGGCUAUAGAGAGAGAGAUAAAGGCGAUAGAACAGCAGCAAUGCCAGUUUUUAGUAGUUCGGGAGAUACCGGACAAGCCUCCGCCUCCGUACACACCACCCAUAGAGACUAGACCUCCUAAACCACCGCGCUCAUUCUCUAUAGAUAUAACAACUAAGGAAAGAAUAAGGAAAUACAUAACGGAACCAGACAACAACUCGGAUUCAGAAUUGGAUGCCUUCAAGUUGUUUGUAAAAGAUUUCUGUAAGGACUCCAUGAGCAGGCAGAAGGCAGAGCAAAGUGAUAAGGUGUGGGAUAUAUGCUGCAUGGUGCCACCAAAGCCACAGCCAGACACUGAAAAGUUGGUGAACAGGACCGCUCUGGAUCUAAAGGAAGUGUUGACCUGUGUAACUCCUACCAUCUUAUCAGGUGUUGGUGCUAGACGUUCAGAUCAUAUUGAUGAUAUUCUGUUCGCCGAGUGGAGACGUUGUGAGCCCGAAUGGACGUCUCUACACUCAGAUGAAAUCGUUGUUAAAAAUCAGCUGUUCGAAUGUUUAUUCAAUAAAAUUCUCACAGAAGCAAUCGACGAUUACAAAAACACUGUUAUCGAUGAUAAUUAAUGUGUUCAGUAGUGAAAAAUGAACAUUGAGUGCCACAUGUAAGUUAUAAAUUAUGAUAAUUGUAAAAUAUUUUAGUAUAAAGGAAAACAAGUCAUUUUUUGUACUACACAUAUUUAUUCUGCAGUAGUAGUUAUAUAGUGCAAAUAUCACAUACUCGUAAAUCUUAUUAUAACUAAAUUUUUAUAUAAAUAAUUUUACACACAUCCAAAAGGUAAUUUAUAAUCAUCGAUAAUAUUUAUUCCAAACAUUCAGUCACAGAAUGUUCUGUUCAAAAAUAAUGUUUAAAAUUCAUAUAUUGUAUAUUUUUAAAACAUUAACACAAUUAAAAACAAUUCUUAAAAUGCCUUAAAUUUUCUAGUAAUGUGAAAAAUAUUUGUUUAAAACAUUUAUAUAUAAAUGCUUUUUGGGCAAUUUUGUCACCUAAUACUGACCUUACGUACUUAUUUAAAUAUUACUUGUAGAAUUUCAUUCAAGUUUAACAUUUAAGUAUGUUAAGGUUACAAAAUCUAUGAUCACUGGUAUUUGUUAACGAAAGUAUGAAAGACUAGUAUUAUCGCUUUCAAAUUAAUAUAGGCUGAACUGUUAAAAUGGUAACAAUACAACCUAAAACGAGCCCAAAAUAUUAAAAAUACUGAAUAGUUAAGUGAUACCUUAAAAUUUUGGCCACUUAGAAGUAUAACAUGCAGAAGUUAACAAGACACCUCGUCUAAAAGAAAUUAAAGCCGGUUGCCAACUUAAUUUGUGCGUGUUGUAAUAGCUGUACAUAGAAACAAGUAGCGUUAGCGUAUAUUUUAUUAUGAAUAUUAAUCAACAGUUCAACUAUUUGAACAGCAUUUACAAGUAAAUUGAUAUACGCCAUAAGCGUAUAAUUUCGUAAUAAAUAAAGAUGUUCCUAUUUUUAAUUUAAUCUCUAUUAAAUCGUAAUGUCCCGAAAAUACAAAAGAAUGAAAAAUAACAUACUGCCUUACAAUGUAAAAGCUACAUCCAAUGACAAUAAUACAGUUCACGUAUGUGGUACAGUGUACACCAGCUGCCUAGACUUAGAAUAAUAUGAAUAGCAUAGAUUGGCUAACAACAGCUGUUAGUCAAGUUGCAUUCUACAUUUUUACAAUUUCAAUGAUAGAGUAUGUGCCGGAUAGGCUAUCCACAACUUACUUAACAGAUAGAGUUAUCAUAUACUCUGCAUAUAUUAUACUCUAUCUGUCAGAUAAGCUGUGGAUAUGGCCAAUCCGGCACUUAUCAAUAAGUGGUAAAACAGUCCCUAAGAUUUAAGGGAAUUAGACACAAGCCAUUGGCAAAGACUUACGCCUUUUUGGACUUGGUUGAAGAUAAAUGCAUCUUGAGUCUUGACUUUACGCCUAUUCAUUGCUCUAAUGUCUAGACUCUAGGACAAUAUUCAGUCGCGAUACACGCAACAAUUCUGCCUAUCGCUAUUGUCUUUUUCACACGCGCGAAAAUAUUGCUAUUCUGUCUCUGUUUAUAAAAACGAGAUUUUAGCGCGAGUG
This is a messenger RNA of Aricia agestis (brown argus), 5084 nucleotides long. RefSeq lists its product as uncharacterized. NCBI's taxonomy places the organism in Eukaryota, Metazoa, Arthropoda, Insecta, Lepidoptera, Lycaenidae. The record is from RefSeq and is a predicted model, not a curated record. Bases 52 to 3579 code for a protein of 1175 amino acids. The transcript has 8 exons.